AUGUUGGGUGGCUCCAAAAAACCUAUUCUUGAGCUGCGUGUCCUCCCACAACUUCGAGGGAAGUACAAUACAACCAACAAACAACUGAAUGUCACUGCCAAAAUGAGAGGUGCCUACUCCGUGUCUGGUGAGUUUGAUGCGAGAGGAGAGGGGAAGAGGGAGCGAGUAGGCACCUACAUCUUCCUGGUCGGCGUCCUUAUGAAAUCAUUCGAAUCCAUCGAGUGA
This is a messenger RNA of Hydatigera taeniaeformis, 225 nucleotides long. The record is from the annotation of a GenBank genome assembly. Lineage: Eukaryota; Metazoa; Platyhelminthes; Cestoda; Cyclophyllidea; Taeniidae.